AUGUCAAAUGUAAAAUUAGGAAUAAGGGUUCGCCCUUUUACUGAAAGGGAGUUUAAGUCGGAUAAAGACCGUACACGGGUCGUAAAUAUAGUCGACGAACACACAGUCACAAUAACGAAUGUAAAAGUGAGCAUAUCUGGUGCCGGUGAUAGUAGGACGCGAGUGCGCACGUACUCCGCUGACUACGCAUUUGACAGCGCUUGUUCCUUUACGAAUCCUUCUUAUGCAUCCCAGGAGAAGGUGUACGACACAAUAGGUCGGGAGGUGGUGGAGUUCGUAUCCCGCGGAUCAUCCGCGUGCGUUUUGGCCUACGGGCAGAGCGCCACUGGCAAAACUUACACCAUGAUGGGCCCAGAUACUGAUCCCGGUCUCGUACCCAGGAUCUGCCGAGCCCUGGCGACGGAGCAACCGUUAGAAAUCACA
Molecule: messenger RNA, 423 nt
Organism: Diatraea saccharalis (sugarcane borer)
Lineage: Eukaryota; Metazoa; Arthropoda; Insecta; Lepidoptera; Crambidae
Source: the annotation of a GenBank genome assembly